AUGCACUGUAAUCUCAGUCUUAGUGUUGAACAACAAAUCCAAAAUGAUUUGAGAAAAUUUUGGGAAUUAGAACAAACCGAAUGUUUACCUGGAAUCCUAUCGGAAGAAGAAAUUGCGUAUGAGAAUCAUUUUAAAAAACAUUUUAAGCGUAACGAUAAUGGGGCGUUCGUAGUGAAACUGUCAUUAAAAAUGGAUAUUGACAAGUUAGGUAGCUCACUGUAUGAAGCUAAAAAGCGAUUGCUUGAUCUAGAACGCAGACUAAAUAAUAACGAUGCUUAUGAAAAAUUAUAUAGUGACUUUAUUGAUGAGUAUAUUCAAUUGGGGCACAUGUCUAAAGUAAGCAAAUCAGAAAGUGAUACAUAUUCAGAUUAUUAUAUGAGCCAUCACGGUGUUUAUAGAGAAGACGCUAUCACUACUUCUUUAAAAGUUAUUUUUGACGCGUCGUUGCCCAGCUGCACGGGUUUUUCGUUAAACAAUAUAUUAAUGAUUGGACCAACUACCCAACAAGAUUUGUUUUCCAUUCUAGUACGUUUUAGGCAGCACAGCAUAGUUAUUGCCGCUGACUGUACAAAAAUGUACAGAUCAGUAUUAGUAGCACCCGAAGAUAGACAUUUGCAGAAAAUUCUGUGGCGAUUCAGUGAUAACGAACCAAUUGAUACUUAUCAGUUGAAUACUUUGACAUACGGAACUGCACCUGCUUCAUUUUUAGCAAUCAGGUGUUUAUUUGAAAUUAAUAAUAACGUCCAAACGGAAUAUCCAGAUAUUGUUGACAUUAUAAAAAAUGAUUGUUAUGUAGAUGAUUCAUUGAUAGGCGCGGAUUCGGUUCGAGAAGCGAGAAGAGUAACGGAAUUGGUUUUAAGGUAUUAA
Diorhabda carinulata is the source of this 867-nucleotide messenger RNA. RefSeq lists its product as uncharacterized. The transcript has a single exon. The record is from RefSeq and is a predicted model, not a curated record. Bases 1 to 867 code for a protein of 288 amino acids. Lineage: Eukaryota; Metazoa; Arthropoda; Insecta; Coleoptera; Chrysomelidae.